Nymphaea colorata (pocket water lily) is the source of this 927-nucleotide messenger RNA. Its product is annotated as cyclic phosphodiesterase. Gene Ontology annotation, molecular function: 2',3'-cyclic-nucleotide 3'-phosphodiesterase activity. NCBI's taxonomy places the organism in Eukaryota, Viridiplantae, Streptophyta, Magnoliopsida, Nymphaeales, Nymphaeaceae. The transcript has 4 exons. Gene Ontology annotation, biological process: cyclic nucleotide metabolic process. The coding region runs from base 54 to 701 and encodes 215 amino acids. The record is from RefSeq and is a predicted model, not a curated record.
UUACAUUUGCGGGAGUAUUUUAGUCUCCAACGCUAAUGUAGUACUCCGGCUCCAUGUGGCUGACGCAAGGAGAUUCGACGUCAGUCCUCAGAGUUUUGGGGGUUUUUCCAUUUUCUAUUAGUUUUCUGCAGACUCUUUCUAUCGCGCUCGGAGGAGAAGAGCAGAUGGAGGUGUACUCGGUCUGGGCAAUCCCUCCAGAAACGGUGAGACCGAGGCUGAAAGCAUUGAUGGAAAAUCUCAGAAACAAGUUCGGGGGACCCGAGUUCGGUCCCCACAUCACCAUGGUAGGCGCCAUCCGCCUGAAUCGGAAGGACGCGAUCGCCAAGCUCGUCGCUGCUUCCGAGGGGCUCAAACCGAUCAAGUGCCGCAUAAGUUCCGUCUCCAAAGGAACCUUCUUCUAUCAAUGCAUCUAUCUUCUUGUUCAUCCGGACGAUGAGGUGAUGGAAGCUAGUCGACAUUGCUGUGGACAUUUUGGAUAUGUGAGCUCAAGCCCCUACAUGCCACAUUUGAGUCUUUUGUAUGGAGAUAUCUCGGAGGAGGAAAAAGACAAGGCAAUAGAAAAGGCUAAAGCCCUCGACAAUGUCAUAGAUCAGCUGGAGUUUGAGGUGUCCACUCUUGCUCUUUACAGAACUGACACUGAAGACAAAACCCUUGAGUCAUGGGAGUUGGUAGCUGACUGCAAACUUCGAGAUGGAAACUAAUGGAUUACUUCGAAGCAGAGGGAUAAUAUCUUCUGUAACUCGGUAUUGUGGUUGUGGCUUUCUGGUCACAAAGAGACCUGGUCCAUAGUAAUGCAAGUCUCGUGCAUGGUUAUAAUAAAAGCUUGUGUCUACAUGGGACUACAAGCAGUUGGGAGUUUGUAAAACUUCUUCUGUUCUUUUUGAACUGAACGAAUGACUGGAUUUUAUUUACCGUCAUCCUUUUCAA